GACUGUAAUCAUUGAAACUACUACUGUCGCCUCAUUGUGAAUUAUUUUGCCUCACUAUCGGUGUUUAUUAACUAGAAAUAUCAGAGGAUGUAUUGAAUGGAGCCUGAGAUGGGACACGAUGCUCCUCCUUCCAAAUGAAUCAGAAGUCUCGGGCAUCUGGACAUUGGUUGUGGAUAUAUCCCUGAAUACACCACUUGCUGUGAGAUGUGUGGACGAUGUGCGAGGCUUCUGGCGUCGUUAAAGUUAGACCUGCGGUGAGAGAUUUAUUGGAAGAAAAACCCCAACUGGAAGGAAACCGCGACUGAAAACGAGGGAACAGCAACAAAUGAACCAGCCCGAAGACUGAGAGCAUCAACUGGACAGAACCCUCCUGACUCAGAGUUUCCAUUGAUUCGUUCAGCAGAAAGUCUGAACAGUAAAAACUGAUCACACCUCUCACCAAAAUGCGUCAAUGUUCGAGCAGUGGAGGGGCUCCAGUGACGUCAACAUCGGGAAAGGACAUGGGUCCAAGCUCAGUGAUCACCGAGCUCCUGGCAAGCUGGGACGAUUCCCAGCUGCUGCAGUUGACGGAUAUCUACCGGGACAGGCUGGAGCAGGCGAUGGAAGGAGGGGUGCACGGAGUGAGCCUGGCGUUAAAGGCCGAGAAUCAGUUCAGUGGAGAGGAACAUCGAAAAAUCUCUGAUCUCGCUGAUAAGGGAGAGCGGGCGGACAGUUCUAAACUCCUCCUGAGCCUGGUGAUGGAGAAAGGCUCCCGCGCCCGGAGGGUGAUGUGGGAAACCUUUGUGAAAAUGCGGAUUGAAGUCCCAAAGUUUGACAAAAUACUGAAGGAAAUACAGGAACAUGGUUGUGUUCCGGUUCAUCCACCCGUACCGGAAAUUCCCAGUGAGCUGAAAGAUGUUCAACAGAAACACAAGGAGACUCUGCGGUCACAAACUGAAACACUGAGAGUGAACACGAUCCUGAUGAGGGAGAAGGUGAAGGUUUUCCAGCUGGUUGAUCGAUACGCUGAGCUCACGGUCAUUUCUACUGUUCGAGAUCGGAGACUGGUGGAACAUGAGCUGCUGGCAAGAGGCAAAGACCACCGGAAGUGGAGACAGGCACAUCUCUGUGGAAAGUUGGAAACACUCCGGACGGAUCAGCUGUUCCAGAGCAGCUUUUCCCGGAGUAAAACCAAAUCUGGGUGUUCGGCAGCAGUGGCUGGAGUUUCGGGGAUCGGAAAAACAACAAUGGUACAAAAGAUUGUUUAUGACUGGGCCACUGGGAAAAUAUACCAACAGUUCCAGUUUGUCUUCAGUUUCAAAUUCCGGGAUUUAAACUCCAUUAACUGCAGAAUAAACCUGAGGGAACUGGUUCUGGAUCAGUAUCCUUACUUUGGGAAUAUCCUGAGAGAAGUCUGGAAGAACCCAGAGGGAUUGCUGUUUAUAUUCGAUGGUUUGGAUGAAUUCAAACAUAGAAUCGAUUUUGCUGACAGUCGGAGAGACACAGAACCCAAGCACCAGUGCCCAGAUCCCGAGUGGUGGUGUGAAGUGUCUGACAUUGUGUACAGUUUAAUCCAGGGCAAGCUGCUCCCAGGGUGUUCAGUGCUGGUGACCACUCGUCCCACUAAGUUACUUUUAUUGGAAAAGGCGAAAAUCGGUGUCUGGGCUGAAAUCUUGGGAUUUGCUGAUGAGGAACGGAAGGAGUAUUUCAUCAGGCAUUUUGAAGAUCAGACGGUGGCAGCAGCUGUUUUCAAACAUAUGGAGGAGAACGAGAUCAUGUACACCAUGAGCUACAACCCCUCCUACUGCUGGAUCCUUUCUCUGGCACUGGGCCCCUUCUUCACACAAAGAGUCAUGGACCCACAGCGAGUUCCCAAGACCAUCACCCAACUGUACUCCUACUAUAUUUACAACAUCCUGAAAAACCAUGGCCGUGAGAUUGACAACCCCCGUGAUGUUUUUCUCAGCGUUGGUCAGAUGGCCUUCAGAGGAGUGUCCGAGAGGAGGAUUGUGUUUACGGAUGGAGAUUUGAUCAAGUUCAAUCUGCAGUCUUCCCAGUUCCUGUCCGGGUUCCUGAUAGAGCUUUUGGAGAGAGAGGAUUUUGCCCGGAGUGUGGUGUACACAUUCCCACACCUCACCAUCCAAGAAUUUGUAGCGGCAGUCGCACAAUUCCUGAAUCCACAUCCCGGGAAUAUCCGGAAAUUCCUCACCGAAGCCCACAACACGACAGAUGGGAGAUUUGAGGUAUUUCUUCGUUUUGUUGCUGGUCUCUCCUCUCCAAUGACAGCUCGGGGCCUGGAGGAGUUUCUGGGUCCAUUUCCUCAUCACACAACCUGCCGGGUGAUUGACUGGGUGAAGGAGGAGGUUAAACGCCAGAGUGGAAACACAUGGAGCGAAGCUGGUAAAAGGAGACUCCUGAAUACAUUACGCUACCUGCUUGAGUCUCAGAAUCGUGGACUGGCUCAGGCCGCACUGGGAUCUGUGGAAACACUUUCAUUCAGUAGAAUGACACUGACCCCGACUGACUGCAUGGUCCUGUCUCAUGUCAUCGGGUUCUGUGACACAAUAAAACACCUCGACGUGCAGGGCUGCCACGUUCAGUGUGAAGGAAUCCAGCGGCUGGGACCCGGGCUGCACAAGUGCCAGGAGUUGGGACUUGGGACGAAUGACCUGGGAGAUUCAGGAGUGAAACCGGUGUCUGCAGCUCUGAGGAACCCGGAGUGUAAAAUACAGAAACUGUGGCUGAGCCGUAUCAGUCUCACAGAUUCUGGUGCCGAGGAUCUCGCUUCCGCUCUCAGUACAAACCGAUCACUGACGGAGCUGAAUAUGAGUUAUAAUAAACUGGGAGAUUCAGGAGUGAAACUGGUGUCUGCGGCUCUGAGGAACCCGGAGUGUAAAAUACAGACACUGUGGCUGCGGGAUGUCGGUCUCACAGAUUCUGCUGCCGGGGAUCUCGUCUCCGCUCUCAGUACAAACCCAUCACUGUCGGAUCUGAUCCUGGGAUCAAACUCUCUGACAGACCGAUCUGUCCCCGGUCUCCGCCGCCUCAUACAGACCCUCCCGAGUCUGAAGUGGAUUCUGCUGUGGGGGAAUCAGUUCAGUGAGACCGGGGAGAAGGAACUGAGAUCUCUGCAGGAACCCAGACCCGGACUGAGAGUGGAUCUGUGAACAUCUGAAUGUGUGAACAUCUGAACGUGGGGAAUCGGUUCAGUGAGACCGGGGGGAAGGAACUGAGAUCUCUACAGGAACCCAGACCCGGACUGAGAGUGGAUCUGUGAACAUCUGAAUGUGGUGAAUCGGUUCAGUGAGACCGGGAGGAGGAACUGAGAUCUCUCCGGAAACCCAGACCCGGUCUGAGAGUGUUCCUGUGAACAUCUGAAUGUGUGAAAAU
Molecule: messenger RNA, 3369 nt
Organism: Hypanus sabinus (Atlantic stingray)
Lineage: Eukaryota; Metazoa; Chordata; Chondrichthyes; Myliobatiformes; Dasyatidae
Product: NACHT, LRR and PYD domains-containing protein 3-like
Exons: 12
Coding region: 444-3146 (900 amino acids)
Cellular component (GO): cytoplasm
Molecular function (GO): protein binding
Source: RefSeq, a predicted model, not a curated record